AUGUCUGUGCCUGCCGCCGGUCACGACGAGGCCGCGCUUCCUUCGAGCCCCUUGUCUGGAGGGGCCGUGGCCUACAAUCAGAUCAACAAGGAAUUGCACCCUCUCCCCUCCUUGACCGCCAGCAAUGGCGCCGUGAUCCCUCCCGCUUCUCCUCGAGUUCGGGGCAGCAGCGAUAAGAUGUUUGCUCUCGAACUCGAGGAUGGUACCGUCUACCAGGGCUACAGCUUUGGUGCGGAAAAGAGCGUGGCGGGUGAAUUGGUCUUCCAGACCGGGAUGGUGGGUUACCCGGAGUCCAUUACGGACCCCUCCUACCGCGGCCAGAUCCUGGUCAUGACUUUCCCCUUGGUGGGCAACUAUGGUGUCCCUUCGCGGGAGAUCAUGGACGAGCUGUUGAAGACGCUGCCCAAGUACUUCGAGUCGACUGAAAUCCAUGUCGCGGCUCUGGUCGUGGCCACCUAUGCCGGCGAGGACUACUCGCACUUCUUGGCCGAGUCGUCUCUCGGCCAGUGGCUCAAGGAGCAGGGCAUCCCUGCCAUGCACGGUGUGGAUACCCGUGCUCUCACCAAGCGCAUCCGUCAGAAGGGUAGCAUGCUUGGCCGCAUGCUUCUCCAGAAGACGGAGUCCGUCAACGGCACUGCCCCCUCGACCGAGAAAGACACCUGGAGGCCGUCCUUCGAACAGAUCGAGUGGGUGGACCCCAACAAGAAGAACCUUGUGAGCGAAGUCUCUAUUCGCGAACCCAAGCUCUUCUCCCCUCCCGAAAAUGUCGCCCUGAAGCACCCCUCGGGCCGUCCCGUGCGGGUGUUGUGCUUGGACGUUGGUCUCAAGUUCAACCAGCUUCGCUGCCUGCUCGCUCGCGGCGUCGAGGUUCUCGUCGUUCCCUGGGAUUAUGACUUCCCUACUCUCGUUAAAGACGCCUAUGACGGUCUGUUUGUGUCGAACGGUCCUGGUGAUCCCGCCACUCUCACUACAACGGUGAAGCAUCUGUCCAAGGUUCUUGAAGACGGACGCACGCCCAUCUUCGGUAUUUGUCUGGGUCACCAGCUCAUCGCUCGCUCCGCGGGCGCCCAGACCAUGAAGAUGAAGUUCGGUAACCGUGGUCACAACAUUCCCUGCACCAGCAUGGUGUCGGGUAAGUGCCAUAUCACCUCUCAGAACCACGGUUUCGCCGUCGAUGCUGCUUCCCUUCCCGAGGGCUGGGCUGAGCUUUUCGUGAACGCCAACGACGGUAGCAACGAGGGUAUCAGACACACGAGCCGGCCCUACUUCAGUGUCCAGUUCCACCCCGAAAGCACGCCCGGUCCCCGUGACACCGAGUACCUCUUCGAUGUGUUCAUCAACACCAUCCAGGAUACCAUUGCCUCUCCUGAGGCCCUCCGCAAGCCCGUCUCUUUCCCCGGUGGCACGAUCGAGGAGAACAUCAAGACUUCUCCUCGCGUCUCCGUCAAGAAGGUCUUGAUCCUGGGCAGCGGUGGUCUCAGCAUUGGCCAGGCCGGUGAAUUCGACUACUCGGGAAGUCAGGCCAUCAAGGCUCUGAAGGAAGAAGGCAUUUACACCAUUCUGAUCAACCCCAACAUUGCCACCAUCCAGACGUCGAAGGGUCUGGCUGACAAGGUGUACUUCCUUCCUGUCAACGCCGAUUUCGUGCGCAAGGUCAUCAAGCAUGAGCGCCCUGAUGCUAUCUACGUCACCUUCGGUGGACAGACUGCUCUCCAAGUGGGUAUCCAGCUCAAGGAUGAGUUCGAAUCCCUUGGCGUCAAGGUCCUCGGUACUCCCAUCGACACUAUCAUCACCACUGAGGAUCGUGAGUUCUUUGCUCGCAGCAUGGACUCCAUCAACGAGAAGUGCGCCAAGUCGGCCUCUGCCUCCAACCUCGAGGAGGCUCUCCGAGUGGUCGAGGACAUCGGAUUCCCUGUCAUUGUUCGUGCGGCCUACGCUCUCGGAGGUCUCGGUAGUGGUUUCGCCGAUGACAUGGGUCAGCUUAAGGAGCUUUGCACCAAGGCUUUUGCUGCCAGUCCUCAGGUGCUGAUCGAGAAGAGUAUGAAGGGCUGGAAGGAAAUCGAAUACGAAGUCGUCCGUGACGCCCGCGACAACUGUAUCACUGUUUGCAACAUGGAGAACUUCGACCCUCUGGGUAUUCAUACCGGUGACUCCAUUGUCGUGGCUCCCUCCCAGACCCUCUCUGACGAGGAUUACAACAUGCUCCGUACCACGGCCGUUAACGUCAUUCGUCACCUUGGUGUGGUGGGUGAGUGUAACAUUCAGUAUGCUCUGAACCCCUUCUCGAAGGAGUACUGCAUUAUCGAGGUGAACGCCCGUCUGUCGAGAUCGUCGGCGCUCGCCUCCAAGGCUACUGGUUAUCCCCUUGCUUUCAUCGCUGCUAAGCUGGGUCUGGGCAUUCCCCUCAACGAGAUCAAGAACUCUGUCACCAAGGUUACUUGCGCUUGCUUCGAGCCUUCUCUCGACUACUGUGUGGUGAAGAUUCCCCGCUGGGAUCUGAAGAAGUUCACUCGCGUGUCUACCCAGCUUGGUUCCUCUAUGAAGAGUGUUGGUGAGGUCAUGGCUAUCGGACGCACCUUCCAGGAAGCCAUCCAGAAGGCCAUCCGUUCUGUGGAUUUCCAUAACUUGGGAUUCAACGAAACCAACGCUCUCAUGUCCAUCAAGGGUGAACUGCAGACUCCAUCAGACCAGCGUCUGUUCGCCAUUGCCAAUGCCAUGGCUGCUGGAUACAGUGUGGACGACAUCUGGAAGCUCACCCAGAUCGACAAGUGGUUCCUUAGCCGCUUGAAGGGUCUGAGUGACUUCGGUAAGAUGUUGACUUCUUACAACGCCACCACCGUCCCCAGACCUCUUGUCCGCGAGGCUAAGCAGCUUGGUUUCUCUGACCGCCAACUUGCCAAGUUCCUCAGCUCCAACGAACUUGCUGUCAGACGUCUGCGUGUCGAGGCCGGCAUCAUCCCUAUCGUUAAGCAGAUUGAUACCGUCGCUGCGGAGUUCCCUUCGGUCACCAACUACCUGUAUCUGACCUACAACGCUUCUGAGCACGACGUUGCGUUCAACGAUAAUGGUAUCAUGGUAUUGGGAUCUGGUGUCUACAGAAUCGGUUCUUCCGUCGAAUUCGAUUGGUGUUCGGUGCGCACUAUUCGUACCUUGCGCGAGCAGGGCCACAAGACCGUUAUGGUUAACUACAACCCUGAGACUGUCAGUACCGACUAUGACGAGGCUGACCGCCUGUACUUCGAGAACAUCAACCUGGAGACCGUCCUGGACAUCUACCAGCUGGAAUCCUCUAGCGGUGUGAUCAUCUCCAUGGGUGGCCAAACCCCUAACAACAUCGCUCUGCCUCUCCACCGUCUCAAUGUUAAGAUCCUCGGAACAUCCCCUGAGAUGAUCGAUGGUGCUGAGAACCGUUAUAAGUUCUCUCGCAUGCUUGACCGCAUCGAUGUCGACCAGCCUUCUUGGAAGGAGUUGACCAGCAUCGAGGAGGCAACUGAGUUCUGUGACAAGGUCGGCUAUCCCGUGCUUGUGCGUCCUUCGUAUGUGCUCUCUGGAGCUGCCAUGAACACCGUAUACUCUCAGCAUGACCUGGCCAGCUACCUCAACCAGGCCGCCGACGUUUCUCGCGAACACCCUGUUGUCAUUACCAAGUACAUUGAGAACGCCAAGGAAAUUGAGAUGGAUGCUGUUGCCCGCAAUGGUGUGAUGGUCGGCCAUUUCAUCUCCGAACACGUGGAAAACGCUGGUGUUCACUCUGGUGAUGCUACCUUGAUCCUGCCUCCUCAAGACCUUGAUCCUGAGACCGUCCGCCGCAUUGAGGAGGCCACUCGCAAGAUCGGAAACGCCCUCAACGUUACUGGUCCUUUUAACAUUCAGUUCAUUGCGAAGGACAACGACAUCAAGGUCAUCGAGUGCAACGUCAGAGCUUCUCGUUCCUUCCCCUUCGUGUCGAAGGUCAUGGGUGUUGAUCUGAUUGAGAUGGCCACUAAGGCAAUGAUCGGGGCUCCCUUCGCUGAAUACCCGCCUGUCAGCGUCCCCAAGGACUAUGUUGGUGUCAAGGUUCCCCAGUUCUCCUUCUCCCGUCUCUCUGGAGCGGACCCUGUUUUGGGUGUCGAGAUGGCCUCCACUGGUGAAGUGGCCUCUUUUGGUCGCGACAAGUACGAAGCUUAUAUCAAGGCCCUCUUGUCCACCGGUUUCCGCCUGCCUAAGCGCAAUGUCCUGUUCUCCAUUGGUUCGUACAAGGAGAAGCUUGAGUUGUUGCCGUCUAUCAAGAAGCUUCAUGACAUCGGCUUCAACCUCUUUGCUACUGCCGGAACUGCGGACUUCCUCAAGGAGAACGGUGUUCCCGUCAAGUAUCUGGAGGUCCUUCCCGGAGAAGAUGAGGGCAUGAAGUCCGAGUACUCGCUCACUCAGCACUUGGCCAACAACCUUAUCGACCUCUACAUCAACUUGCCCUCCAACAACCGCUUCAGACGUCCUGCCAACUACAUGAGCAAGGGUUACCGCACGCGUCGUAUGGCUGUGGAUUACCAGACUCCUUUGGUGACCAAUGUCAAGAACGCUAAGAUUCUGAUCGAGGCCAUUGCUCGUCACUACGACCUGAACGUCUUGAACAUUGACUACCAGACUAGCCACCGCACUGUUAUCCUUCCUGGAUUGAUCAACAUCGCUGCUUUCGUGCCCGAUCUUGUCACUCCUGGAUCUAAGGAUUUCCAGACUGUCACCAAGGCCUCUAUUGCCGCUGGUUUCAGUAUGGUCCGUGUCAUGCCUGUUGGUGUGAGCGACUCGGUCACCGAUUCUCGUGCGUUGAGCAUCGUCCAGCAGAACGCCCAGUCUGGUUCGUACUGUGACUUCAACUUCUCCGUUGUUGCCACCUCGACCAACGCCGACCAGAUCAGCCAGAUGACCGGCGAUGUUGGCUCCCUGUUCAUUCCUUUCAACCACCUCUCUGGAAACAUUAGCAAGGUCGCCGCGGUUACUAGCCACUUCGCUGCCUGGCCUUCCACCAAGCCGAUCAUCACCGAUGCCAAGUCUACUGACCUUGCUUCUGUUCUGCUGCUGGCUAGCCUUCACAGCCGCAACAUCCACGUCAUGAGCGUGACUUCCAAGGAGGACAUUGGUCUCAUCGCACUGAGCAAGGAGAAGGGUCUGAAGGUGACUUGUGAUGUCUCCAUCUACUGCCUGUUCCUCUCCAAGGAGGACUUCCCCGAGUGCAGCUUCUUGCCUUCUGCCGAAGACCAAAAGGCUCUCUGGGAGCAUCUGAGCACCAUCGACGUUUUCUCCAUUGGCAGCAUCCCCUUCCAGGUUGCUGGUGAGAAGGCAUCUCCCGUUACUGGUAUUGAAGAGGCUCUCCCUCUCCUGUUCACUGCUGUGUCGGAGGGUCGCCUCACUGUCGAUGACAUUAUUGCCAGACUCUAUGAGAACCCGAAGAAGAUCUUUGAGCUGCACGACCAGGCCGACAGCUCGGUCGAGAUUGAAGUGGACCGCCCGUACCUCUACCAGAGUGCGGGUGCCUGGUCUCCCUUCAACGGCAAGAACGUCCGCGGCUGCGUGAAGCGGGUUACCUUCCAGGGCAAGACUUCUUGCCUGGAUGGCGAACUCACCUCUGACGCCGUCAAGGGCACUGAUAUGUCCAGCCACCGCAUUCCUCCUUCGUCUCCUGCCGUUCGGGCUCUCUCCCCCAAGGUGUCUGGCCGUGCUGAUGCCUCCAUUGAUGCCCAGCUCGCCUCCACCCCCAGCAGAUCGCGGAAGACUUUGGAACAGUCGGCCCUUCCGGGCGGUAAUGAGCUGGGACCUCCUCUGUACACCCCCGUCCCGCAGGUUUCGUCCACUCUGCUUGAGAUGCUUGCUCGGUCUCCUUUCAAGCAGAAGCAUGUGCUCUCCGUGGGCCAGUUCAACCGUUCUGACCUGCACCUGCUCUUCACUGUGGCUCAAGAGAUCCGCCUUGGGGUUCAGCGUCAGGGAGUUCUUGACGUUCUGAAGGGUCGUGUGCUGUGCACCCUCUUCUACGAGCCCUCCACUCGUACUUCUGCCUCCUUCGAUGCUGCCAUGCAACGUCUGGGCGGACGCACGGUGGCGAUCUCCACCGAGCACUCUUCCACCAAGAAGGGCGAGACUCUGCAGGACACCAUCCGCACUCUGGGUUGCUACGGAGACGCGGUUGUUCUCCGCCACCCCUCUCCCACCAGCGCCGAGGUCGCCGCCAAGUUCUCGCCUGUGCCCAUCAUCAACGGUGGCAAUGGCAGCGUCGAACACCCCACUCAGGCGUUCCUUGACCUCUUCACCAUCCGUGAGGAGCUCGGUACCGUCACUGGCUUGACGAUCACUUUCACUGGCGAUCUGAGAUACGGCCGCACCGUCCACUCUCUUAUCAAGCUGCUCCAGUUCUAUGAUGUCCGCAUCCAGCUGGUCGCCCCGAAGGAUCUGUCCUUGCCUGACGAGGUCCGCCAGCAGGUUCGUGCCUCUGGACAGUUGAUCGUCGAGUCCGAGGAGUUGACUCCGGAGAUCGUUGCUCGUUCGGACGUCCUGUACUCUACUCGCGUCCAGAAGGAGCGCUUCGCCGAUCUUGAGCAAUACGAGCGUCUGAAGAACAGCUUCAUCAUUGACAAUGCGCUCCUCAAGCACGCCAAGAGCCACAUGGUCGUUAUGCACCCUCUGCCCCGUAAUGCGGAGAUCGCAGAGGAGGUCGACUUUGACCAGCGGGCGGCUUAUUUCAGACAGAUGAGAUAUGGCCUCUACUGCCGCAUGGCUCUGCUUGCCUUGAUCAUGGCGCCUUAA
Molecule: messenger RNA, 6774 nt
Organism: Aspergillus terreus NIH2624
Lineage: Eukaryota; Fungi; Ascomycota; Eurotiomycetes; Eurotiales; Aspergillaceae
Product: bifunctional carbamoylphosphate synthetase/aspartate transcarbamylase
Exons: 3
Coding region: 1-6774 (2257 amino acids)
Biological process (GO): 'de novo' pyrimidine nucleobase biosynthetic process; UTP biosynthetic process; L-citrulline biosynthetic process
Cellular component (GO): cytosol; cytoplasm
Molecular function (GO): ATP binding; metal ion binding; carbamoyl-phosphate synthase (glutamine-hydrolyzing) activity
Source: RefSeq, a predicted model, not a curated record